This is a messenger RNA of Rhinichthys klamathensis goyatoka, 427 nucleotides long. RefSeq names its product Ig kappa chain V region 3368. Bases 17 to 379 code for a protein of 120 amino acids. The transcript has 2 exons. Lineage: Eukaryota; Metazoa; Chordata; Actinopteri; Cypriniformes; Leuciscidae. Gene Ontology annotation, biological process: immunoglobulin production; immune response. The record is from RefSeq and is a predicted model, not a curated record.
CCAUUACAGAACAAUAAUGACUCUCAUCAUCAUUUUUAUCUCGAUACUUGCAGCAUUUUAUCAGGAGUGCAGAGGACAGGUCACCAUCACUCAGACACCGGCAAUAACAGCAGCCCAUGGAACAGACGUGAGAAUAAACUGCAAAGCCAACAGGCCGGUGCAUAAUAAUGACUUCAUGGCUUGGUACUUCAAGAGAUCUGGAGAAGCUCCUAAGCUACUCGUAUACCGUGCAACACAUCGCUUCACUGGAGCUUCAUCUAGAUUCACAGGGAGUGGACAUGGAGCAGACUUCACUCUGACCAUCACUGGAGUCCAGUCUGAAGACGCAGGACAUUACUUCUGUCAGAGCGACCACACUGGUGCAAUAAUCACACAGUGAUAAAGAGCCGUACAAAAACCUCCUUCACACUGCACUGAUACAGCUGAG